Molecule: messenger RNA, 552 nt
Organism: Penicillium canariense
Lineage: Eukaryota; Fungi; Ascomycota; Eurotiomycetes; Eurotiales; Aspergillaceae
Exons: 3
Coding region: 1-552 (183 amino acids)
Source: RefSeq, a predicted model, not a curated record
AUGCUUCGUCAUUUGAUUCCCGGUGCUAUUCUGUGUCUUUUGGCAUCCGCCUAUGGCUUUGUGCCUCGCGCUGCCCCCGAAGUUGACAAGAAUUUUGGCUUAUAUGCCUACGGUGACUCUGUCGGUGGGCUUUCGCUUUUCUAUGCGGACGGCAAGGCUUUCAUCGGUGACCCAUCCAAUUCGACAUCGUCCUCCGCCGUCCCGGUCUCCUUCAAGCGUUCAUCUGGUUCCAACGAGUGGAUCGCAAACCCAAAUAGCACCACUAUUACCAAAACCGAUGCCAGCUGGUCCGAUGAGAUGCUGUACAUCCCAAGCUCGUCAUCCUCUUCGCGCCAGAUGGGCUUCACCUCCAAGGCCGUGUCUAACGAGACCACUACUGGGUUUAUUUUCUACGGACAGUGGGUAAUGGUUGAGACAAAAUCCGGGGACAUCUCUUCCAGCUUCUUUGUUCGGGCUUCGUCCGACGGCGGCGUCUAUGCCCUGCUGUGGAAUGUCACCGAUGACGAUACUGCUAUUCCAAUUUCGCUGCGCUCAGCUAAGCCAUCGAAUUAG